This is a messenger RNA of Colletotrichum costaricense, 780 nucleotides long. RefSeq lists its product as uncharacterized. Lineage: Eukaryota; Fungi; Ascomycota; Sordariomycetes; Glomerellales; Glomerellaceae. The transcript has a single exon. The coding region runs from base 1 to 780 and encodes 259 amino acids. The record is from RefSeq and is a predicted model, not a curated record.
AUGCACGAAAGACUGCAAAAAGCCCCUUCCCCACUAACCUUGUGCCAAAAACCCCCUUCUAGAACCCCUUCUUACGUCGUGUCGCCCCGUCUCAGAGGCUUGAGAUCCCUCCUUCAACUCAAGCCGGCGCACCGGAUGGAACGUCCGGGAGGUGACGGAGCCACAAAGGCACAGAGUCACAGACAGGCGGGCUGCGCUUCAUCAACUCGGACCCGGGCAACUCUAGGCCCGGUUCAUCAAGAAACGGCCCCAGUGUUCCAGAACAAGCUUGUCGAAGUUCUGCUUUCCCCCCACAUGCCCGCCAACUUGACCAACACUAUCCGUAACACUAACACCGAAGGACCUCACCAUGGAAAGCCACAAUCGGAAUCGGCACCCCGCCUCGACCGCAACAGCUCUCCAUCAUCUCUGCCACCUCGUGCGGGUGGCGGAUACUCCGGCCAUCUGUCUGUGACUGGCAGCUGCUUUAAACACAAUCCCUUGAAGGGAUCGGGAUCCUGGGAAGGCCAAGUCAGCCACACGCUGCACAGCUCCGCUUCCUGUCUGCCAAAACGCGACCCGUUCGCGUUGGCCGCCCACCUUCAAGAUAAAUGCGGCAAACGAGAAACGCGAAAAGAAGAAAAGAGGACGUUGGUGUUUCCAACGCUAGCGUUUCGCCGUUUCUGCCUAGCCUUUAGGCGAGUUUCUUCCCUCACUACGGGCAACGAACUAGAACCGAAUGGUGAUCGUCGUGUACUUGGUCUAGCACGUCACGAGGUACGGACGCUCUGCCCCCCCUGA